Molecule: messenger RNA, 2895 nt
Organism: Lachancea fermentati
Lineage: Eukaryota; Fungi; Ascomycota; Saccharomycetes; Saccharomycetales; Saccharomycetaceae
Source: the annotation of a GenBank genome assembly
AUGGCUCCUCCAGUACUACGUCCUGAAAAUGCUUUAAAGAGAACGGAUGAGCUGAUCUCUGUUGGAGAACCUCAAGCUGCAUUGCAGUCGCUCUACACAUAUUUGUCAUCAAGAAGAACUCGUUUCGCUCAACCUGGGUCAUUAGAGCCCAUCGUGUUCAAGUUUCUCGAACUUGGUGUUGAGUUGAAGAAAGGCAAGAUAAUCAAGGAUGGUCUGCACCAAUAUAAGAAAAACUUGCAAGUUUCUCCCGAGGGGUUGAACUCUGUUGGUGUUGUUUGUCGUAAAUUCAUUGAUAUGAUCGAAGCUAAAAUGGCCCAAGAACAAGCCAAGGCUGAUGAGCAACAGGAGGAUGUAGAUGAUGAUCUAGAAGGAGGUGUAACUCCUGAGAAUCUAUUGAUUUCGGCAUUUGAACAAGAUCAAUCUGUAGGUGGUUUCAAUGAUGAAGCCAUUACCUCGUGGUUGAGAUUUACUUGGGAGUCUUAUCGUGCGGUUUUGGACUUACUAAGAAACAAUUCUCAAUUGGAAAUUACUUAUUCUGGUGUCGUGAGCAGAACAAUGCAAUUCUGUUUGAAGUACAAACGUAAGAAUGAAUUCAAGAGAUUGGCCGAAAUGUUACGUCAACACUUGGACUCUGCGAAUUAUCAUAACAAGUACAACAACUACACUGUGGAUUUGAGUGAUGCAGACACGUUACAGCGUUAUCUAGACCAACGUUUCCAGCAGGUGAAUGUUUCUGUCAAAUUGGAAUUAUGGCAUGAGGCUUUCAGAUCUAUUGAAGAUGUUCACCAUUUAAUGGCCAUGUCGAAGCGUGCUCCUAGACCAUCAGUCCUAGCCAAUUACUACGAGAAUCUCGCUAAGGUUUUCUUCGUUUCUGGUAACUAUUUGUUGAAUGCGGCUGCUUGGGAAAAGUUUUUUAAAUUGUACUUGACUAACCCUAAUGCCACCAAGGAGGACUUGAAAGUCUACGCAUCAAACUUCAUGCUUUCUACACUUGCAAUUCAAGCCGAUGAUCUACCUGUAGUUGGGUUUGAUCCCCAAAUUCGUCUAUGCCAUUUAUUAGACUUGGAAUCUAAACCAACAAGAGAACAAAUGAUCAAUGCGGCUAUGGAAGAAAGUAUCUACUCUGAAGUUGACGAAGAAGUCAAACAACUACAAAAGUUGCUAAGCGAAGAAUUUGACUUGUACACUCUGAAGGACAGCCUCGCACAGUUGUUGCCUGCCUUAGCAGCUAAAUCGUACUUUGAGAAAUACGCAGUGCCAUUGAGGAAUUAUAUCGUAAGAAAGAUCUUUGUUCGUGCUUCAGAGAUUUUUGAGACAAUCAAAUCCGAAGAGCUUUUCUCUCUGGUCGCUCUUCCAAGUCCUUUCAAUUUGAAUCCUUUGGAAAUUGAAAAAUCUUUGAUGCAAGCUGCAAUGGAGGAUUACGUUACUUUCACUAUUGACCAUGAAGCGGACUCCAUUACUUUCACGAAAGAUCCCUUUGAUGUUUUGGCCGCAGCCGUCACAGCGGUACCAUCUUCUGAAGAAACUGAAGAGGACCAAGAAAUUGAUGAAGAACCAAAGAAUGUUGAUGGUGAGGAAACUGAAAUCGAAAGUGAGCCAAUCGUGACUCGUAACUCUGCUAUCCGCUCUCACUUGAAUGAAUUGGCCAAGUCUUUGAAAGAAAGUGACGGUUUCGCUGAAAGUUCUUACUUAUACAAAGUCAAGGUUGCUCGUGAGAAAUUGAUUCAAGAAACUAAUGACGCCAUUGCGCAUGAAAGAGAACUUGCCGAGGAAAGAGCAAGACAAAUUGAGGAAAGAAAGCAGAAGGCUGAUGCUGGAAAGUUCGUGACUGUCGAGCAGGCAGCUGAGGAAAGACAAAGGCGUAUGAUGGAGGAAAAAGCUACUGCAGAGGCUAGAAUGGAGCUUGAAGCCAAGCGUCGUGCUGAGGAGAAACUCGAGCGUGAAAAAGCCGCCGUUAGAGAGCAAGAAAUGAUCAAAUUGAUCGAGGAUGUCAACUCCAAGGGUAUUAUCUAUAUUGACCCCAAGGAAGCAAAGACAAUCACUGCUGAGACAAUCAGAAAGAUGACCAUCGAACAAUUGUCCAAGAAUAAGAAAGAACUUGAGGAACGUAUGAAAUCUGCUUUCAAGAGAUUGGAUCACACCGAAAGAGCCUUCAGAAAGGUUGAAUUGCCUCUGUUGGAGAAAGAUGCCGAGGUUCAAGAGGCUAGAGAUUUAGAAAACUACAACAAAUUGAAAGCUAAAUUAAUUGAUGCUGCUAAGAAAGAGCACGCUGAGCAAGUCAAAUUACAUGAACGUUUAAUCAAACUCAGCGGUGACUUCAAGUCUUACAAGAACAAGGUCCUUUCUCAAAAAGAGACCGAAAUUUCUCAAUUGCACAAAGAAAAUACUGCUAAAUUAGAGGCAGCAAAGAAGGCCAGAAUCGAGGAAGUUCGCCAACAACGUUACGACGAACUAGUUGCGAAGAGAAAGGCCGAAUUGGAGGAGAAGACGAAGAAAGAGCGCAUGGAGAGAGAGCGUGAAGAACGUAUCAGAUUGAACAAAGAAAAGGAUGAGAUUGCUCGCAAGCAGAAGGAAAUGGAGGAAGCCAUCGAAAGAAAGCUUGCUACGAAGAAAGCACCUGCACCUGCACCUGCCGCACCUGCGCCAGCUGCCAAUUUGUCAUUCGCUGAAAGAUUGAGACUGAAAAGACAAGGUGUGGAGGUUCCUCCUGCUGCUCCUGCUCAAAAGCCAGUGGCAACUCCAGCUUCUGCUCCUACUCCAGCCCCUGCUCCUGUUCAACCUCCAGUCGCGGCACCCGCGCCAGUUUCUAAACCUUCCCCUACAACGACUGCUGCUCCUCAAAGAGAGUUAACCUUUGCUGAAAGAAUGAAGCUAAAGAGAGCUGGUAAAAUCUAG